AUGAACACAUUCGACUCACCGGCGGCCCCUCCGACAGGCCCCACGAGCUCUGCAAGAAUGCAGACCACACAGUCACACACGUCGAGUGCAGAAUCCUCCAUGGCAUCCUCCCUCGGCAGCAGCCGCUCCCACGCGAGCUCAUCAUCCCGAAACCGUGCGUCAGGCGCAAACUCACAUCCAACCUCGUCCCAAACCGAGUCCACGCCGAUCAACACACCCGACCCCACCAGACGCAACUACCAAACAACAGAGCAAUCGGCGAGCUCGCAGCUCAAAUCCCAGCCGAAUAAUGGACCAACUAUACCUGCGACCCAGCCGGCCAAUCCGGACUCGCCCACCGAACCCCGACAGUCCUGGUACAGUCACUUCGUGGACCGAUACGGAAGCCUCGAGCUCGAGAAUAAAGGAAGCGUUGCACGCGAUCAUCUGGCACUAGGUAUGCGCACAUUCCUAGCAUGGAUGCGCACCUCCUUAGCCUUCGCCUCCAUUGGCAUCGCCGUGACGCAGCUUUUCCGUCUGAACAGCGCCUCCUCAGACACGCGAUCAAACAGCUUCGACCAAUCCUAUAGCCCACACCCAGGCAUUCUUCCGCCUGGCCUGAACGCGGGCUUCGACUCGGCGGCAUUUCAUACAUCUUCUGCAUCAUCACGUCUUCGCAGCGUGGGCAAGCCCCUCGGCUCGACGUUCAUUGGCGUUUCGAUCCUCAUUCUGAUAGUCGGGUUCCACCGAUACUUUGAGAGUCAGUACUGGAUUAUCCGCGGCAAAUUCCCCGCGAGUCGCGGUAGUGUAGCUCUCACGGCGUUCGUGGCUGCCGCCCUUAUUAUUGCUGCCCUAGCUGUCAUUCUUGCAGUGUCGCCCGGUGCGGUCGAAGGUUAA
This is a messenger RNA of Penicillium olsonii, 876 nucleotides long. The record is from the annotation of a GenBank genome assembly. Lineage: Eukaryota; Fungi; Ascomycota; Eurotiomycetes; Eurotiales; Aspergillaceae.